CGUUCAUCAAAUCAUAUUCUUUUCUUUUCACUUCAAGUUGUAUACCAUGGGAAAGGUGUGAUACCAGAAGACUUAACUCUCAACCAUCACAUCAUAUACCCCAAAACAUCAUCACAUCGUCCAAGACAUGCAAAAGCAAUCAUGGCACCUAAUACCAACCCACAAGCAGACUUCUACUGCCUGUGGAAAGACGAGACCAUCCGCGAGAGACUCUUCGACCUGCUCGACAAGCGCGACCUCUGCGUCGUCCGCGCCACCAACUCCACGCUUUCCUCCCUCCUCACUAGGCGGCUCUUCCUACGAACCCACCUAACCUUCACAGCCAACACCUUUACCAAGCAGACGCGCAUCUGCGCCCUCAGUCGAAUCGGCCACCACAUCGAGCACCUAACCUUCUCCUUCCCCCAUUCGGACGCGACCUUCCUCCCACCUUUAAUCCACCCAACAACAGGCCGCGAGAUCUCCUUCCUCUACCACCCAAUCACCUCCAUGGCCGCGGCGCUGGUCCGACCGAAAUUCACAAACUCCGAACUGGGCCAGAUCCUCAUGGAGCAGUACCCGCCCUUAUUCCACGCGGCUUCCAACGUUCCCUCGUUCAUCCACGCCAUGCGCCAUUUGCCCAACAUGCGGCACCUCUCCAUCAAAACCCCCGGCCAGGACCCCAACGAGCGGUACCGCAGGGACUGCGUCGACUACGCACUAAUCAGCUUGCGCAUCUCUCUGGAACGGGCACCGCUCACCAAGCUUUCCAAGCUUUCGCUGUCGGGCGUCCACCCCACGGCCUUCAACUACCUCCGCCACACGCCUGGCUCCGGCUACGGCUCCUCCCCCUCGUCCGAGCGUCGCUGGCGACAGAUCCGCAAGCUGUACAUCAGCGUUGAAAGCUGGGAUUUCUACCACCCUACCUCCCCCGGGCUGGACCACCUGAAGAUCAUGGAUGAAUUCAUUCGCUGGUUUGCUCCACGAUUGGAAAAGCUUAGUUUCACUUGGGAUGGACACCGGAAAGGACCGUGCCCUAUUGCGCUGGGUGAAGAUCCCCUUUUCGCGCCAGCUGGAGGGAAGAAGCAGCAAAAGAAACUGUUCAACGAGUUAACAGACUCCAUGAGCCCGCUACCUGAAAGGCCGAGACGAAGAGAGAUGAAUAUGCCUCGUCUUAAGUAUUUGUCGGUGCGAAAUGCGACGAUGAACGCUAGCCAGGUUAACGGGCUCGUGAAGAGGCACAUGAGGACGGUGAGGGAGUUCCAGUUUGAGGAGGUCUUGCUUGUCGGAGAAGGGACGUGGGACGAGGCGCUCAAGCCACUGUUUGAUGAGGCGGAGCGGAGGGCCAAGGGCGGAAAGAAGGGGGAUGUUUGGUGUAGGCGGUCGAUUAGUGGGAGUGUUGAGAGCGGAAGUGUGAUGAGGCAGGGUCAGCGAAGGCAGGUGAGCGGGUUGUCGAGCACGACGGAUGGGUGUGAGACGCUGUUGACGGAGUCGUUGGCUGCUACGGCGAUGACGAGGGAGUUGUUGAAUGUGGAUUUGGAGACGGUGUUGUUUAAUGGAGGUGGCUUGGAAGAUGGGGUGGAUGCGCUGGAGGUGGGAGUGCAAGAGUGGGCGAGGGGGGUGACGGCUGCUGCUGUUGCGAGUGGUAUGACUACUAAUACCGUCAUCCACGAUGGUGGAGGAGCCAACAAACGUGGAAGCGGUACGAUUACGACGAUUCACGAAGAGGGUGAGGAGGAAGUCGAUGUUGCUGAUCUGCAAAUGGGCACCAACAUGUCUGUCAGCACGAGAAUCAAGAAGCAGCGUCUCCGUAAGAAGAGCUCUGGGAAGCACCAUCGCGGAGAUGACAGCAUCACUGAGGGAGAGGAUGCCGAUGAGUCGCGUCGCCGGGACCGCGAGCGCCGUGAACGUGCCAGCGACGAUGAGCGCAGGCACCGCAGCAGUGAGAAGGAGAAGGAUAAGGGACGCCACAGCCGAAGCAAGACCAAGCACUCCCGUCGUGACGAGUCUAGCGAUCGUCACCGUUCUCGUUCACCUUCGCGCUCCCGCCAUAGUUCUCGUUCUCCUUCGCGCUCUCGCCAAGGCAAGCACCAUCGUCAUCACCGCCGGGAGUACCCGGAGGACGACAAGGUCACGACUCUUCCGACCUUACCAGAACUCAAGACCAUGUCUGAAGUCAACGGCGCCGAUGAUGAAGACCUACCUCAGCCUCCUCAACCCAAGAACGCUCCCUACACGCCACCACAACUUAUUACCCAGCGACUCCCACCGUCACCUCCCCAAUCUGCCGGUGGUGCGUCCAACAAAGACAAAGCAUUGCCCCCACCACCACCAGGCUAUUCCUCGCCCACCCCUCCCCGCUCUCCUCCCCGGAUGACCAAGCAAGAUCACCGCCCCUCUCCUCGUCCAUCUUUGGACACUCCUCAGGCUGCCCGGCUCAACAUCACCGCCCCCAUACUCAAUGCCAACCCCUUCCCCGCCGUCCUCUCGCCAACCGUCUACGACCCCUCCUCCAAAACCGGCCCCCUUCUCGGCAUCAGCGGACCACAAAACGCCCGUGGCGGCGCCGUCGGUACCCUCCUAUUCCGCGACUCCACUUCCUCCAACCCCGAUGGUCCCUCCCUCUUCGCCGAUCUCGACGCUCACGUGGAAUCCGAGCAAGAUCGGGCCGCCGCCCUCAAAAAGGCCAGGGAACAGGUCCUCGAGAAACUCAGCAAGGAAUUCGCCCACGGGCCCUACGGCACUCCCUCCACCAUUGAAUCCAUCGACCAUCCUCAACCUCAACCUCAACCUCAACCGGCGCGUCCCCAACCGCCCAAGCGCUCCAACUCUCACUCGAUCAAAUCACAAAUCCCGAACCCGUUCCCCCUGAAGCGCGCCAACUCGCAUAACCACCACCACACCGGCACUUCCAGUGGUCACAGACGCCAACACUCCGGCCACCACGGGCACGACUCACUAGCAGUCAUGGCCGCCCUCAACUCCUCCCGCUCGAGACCAGGCGCUGCUGAGUCGGCCCCCACCUCCGCUGUAACUGGUGAUCGUGACCACGAGGACAUGCUAGCUUUUAGCAUCCCUUACCACGACCACCACGCUGAUUGCGGGGUUACUUGCGCUCCGCCUACCUUGCCUCCUCCUCAUCACCAUAACAGCGCCACUUCCUCUUCCCUUGGCUUCGGAGCAAGACUUAAAGAAGGGCUGUUUGGUAUCGUUAGGGCGGGGACGCCAGGUUUUUCGAGGAAUGGUACUCCUGGGCCCUCUAGAACCGGGACCCCUGGGAUUUCUUCUAUGGCCGGGACCGAGACGGUGUUGCAUCGUGGGAGGAGGAGUGAAGAUGAUGCAGGAAGAAGACAAAGGGAGAGGGAGGUGAGAGAAAGGAGGGAAGAGCGGAGGGAUGAUCAAAGGGACCACUGCUACAAGUAUGGACACGGAAGUAUCGAGAGCAGUGCUAGUGGUCAUAGUCGAGGGACUACUGGCACCGGGAGUGCCUAUGUCCCGUUGAUGACCAGUCAGAGUGUUUUGGGGUAUAAGGGAAGCUGAAGUGUUGAGCGCUUCAGAGAGAUGGAAAAAGGGAAGCAUAGAAAGGUCCUACAACCGACUGGUCGGUCACACAAGAGCAUGAAAUAGUAUAGAGCAUUGUUGGAAACGGGCAACGGAUAGAUGGAUGGGGGCAACGGCUGCAUACAAGUACACGGAUGGUUAUGGGCUUGGUUGGGACGGUGAUGACGAUGAUGAUUUCAUGAUGAUGUUAUGAAAAAUGAUGUUUAUGAAACGAAGUAACGAGUUUUCUUUUUCCUUGGUUUUAGCUUGUACAGUUUAUAUAGCUCGAGCUCGAUGCUUG
Messenger RNA from Neurospora tetraspora, 3820 nucleotides. RefSeq lists its product as uncharacterized. The record is from RefSeq and is a predicted model, not a curated record. The transcript has a single exon. Bases 142 to 3519 code for a protein of 1125 amino acids. Lineage: Eukaryota; Fungi; Ascomycota; Sordariomycetes; Sordariales; Sordariaceae.